AAUUAGCCUACUGUAUAUGAAAAUAAAUUUUUCAUUGAUCGGACAUUGUAGCAAAAGAGACAGUCUUGUAAGGUUAACGUUUAACUGAAGCGAGAAGAAUGAUUUUAAAUGUGUUGACAUAAACAACACUGACUUCCACUCCUGUUGAGUUAUGUCUGUGGAUUGGUUUUUCAUUGUCAAAUGACAGUAGGCCUGCACUCUGUGUUUGGCAUAACAUUUGUAAAUAUGUAAUGUAAAAAUAGCGUCCUAUACAACAUCAUCAUACUCCAUAAUAUUGUGUGUCUUCUCUAUGGUCACUCCAGUUGCAAGUUGUCCUUAGACUGAGACAGUCUGGUCAUUCCAUGGGAUUCCCCUUCUUGAAUCAAUAUAAUACAGAAACAGCGGUGAAGAGGCCAAGAAAGGAGGAAAUCCUUUCAUCCGAGGCAACGGCUACAAUAUCUGUUUACCGCAAUGGACAGCCAGGAGGUGGGGGAUUUACUGGAGGAGUGUCUCAGAGCAAUAGCAGCAACUCAACAGUCCACCCAGCCCACUGAGGCAGAGAGGCUGAACUACUGUAGCUGCAGAGACUCUCUGUGUGCAGAACUGGCCUCUCUCCUGCAGGAGGCAAUGGAAAUGAAGUGGCCCUUCGUGCCGGAGAAGUGGCAGUAUAAGCAGUCAGUCAGUGCUAAUGACAAGACCAAUCUCAGUGAUCUCAUCAGCAAGCACCUAGCUCAGCUACUGGCUGUUCUAAAGGCUUCCAUCAUGGCUCAGGAGGCAUGCACGGCACUGGCGGUGGUCUUCUUAAUCGACCGCUUCCUCUACUGGACGGACGAGUCCAGUCGGCUGCUGAAGAUCACCAAGCUGCUCCACAGACGCCACCCUGACACCCCUGUGGCCCCCCAGCUGGUCAUACGACAGGCCAGAGUCUACCUUAACUCUGGCAAACUACAGAAGGCAGAAUACAUACUGAGCAGUCUCAUUAACAAUAGCGGGGCCACAGGUUGUUGGGCGUACCACUCUGAAAGUGACAGGGCUCUUGUGCAGGCCGUUAGUGUUCAAGUGCGUGGAAUGAUUUUGCAAAAGCUAGGCCUGUGGCUAGAGGCUGCAGAACUAAUCUGGGCUUCUCUGGCUGGCUACUACGCACUUCCUCAACCUGAUAAAAAGGGCAUUGGAACCUCUCUUGGCAUACUGGCCAACAUAUUGGUGUCUAUGAAUGAUGAGGACUUCCACGCUUUUAGGACUAAUCCAGAUAUUGAUUUGCAGUCUUUACUCGGGGACAGGAAUCAUCGUCUUCUUUCAGCAGCCCAGGCAGCUAAGAUGGCGGUCGUAUACAGCCAGUACACUUCACUCUAUGUGUUGACCAAUGUGACAACUCAAGGGACCUGCUUGUUAUCGUACAGUUUCUCAGUGGAGUGCCCUGCCUCUCAAAGGCAGUCUUUCCUCCUGCAGGCUAGAGAGGCAUUUGCAAUCGGCCUGCUCACCAAAGCAGAGGGUGAGCUGGUCACCAGCAAGCAGGAGCUUCACAGCUUCCUCAAGGCUGCCUAUUCCCUCACUGUCGCUCACAAGUGGCUUGGCACUCCUCAGGAUGUUGAGGUGCAGGCAACUCAAGCUUGCCAAAAAGCUUUUGCAUAUUUCUACGAUUACUGCCAUGCAGAUACCCAGGACAAAGACCGCCUCUGUGCUGAUAUUAUGCAUCUGGUCUCCCAAGUCAAGCUUCUGUUGCGAGUGGAGCCUUUUCUUAAUUCAGACAAAGGGUCUUUUAUCCCUGACAGCUACAGAAACAUCAAAGACACACUGGUUGAUUUCACUCUGGAAGGUUUCACUAAGGUGAUGCAGAGAUUCCAAAAAUAUCACGAAUCACUAUGUGAGACAACCAACACAAACUGUAAGGGGACUAAAGACAAGAUAGAUGGGGCGGGGCUAUGUAUAACUGCACUGGGGACAACCAUUGGUACACUCAACACAGAAUGUAGCACUGAGGCUUGCAAAGUGUCAAAAGAUACACCCAAAGGAGAGGAGCCACAACAGAGAGGUUCAAAUUCAUCUGCUGUGCACCCACCUCAAAAGUCUGACCUGUGUACCACUCUAGGAAGCACAGAUAACCUUGGCUCUUCGUGGCAGAACUUCUCCUUGAGUAAUUCGGGAUCUCCUAGGCCCAGCAGCAGCGGCUACACAGGAAGUAUUGCCAUUGAACAGGAAGCAAAUGCAAGCAAUCAGAGCUGUCUGACCACUGAGGUUGAUGAUGAUAGGUCAGACCGCAUGCUACAAUCCACUGGCAAGAAUCAAAACAAGAAGCUAGACUUACAGGGUUGUAACUCUGGUGUCAGUUCCCAUACAGUCCAGAGAUCUGCAAUACUUGCCACUUCCUCCUCCAAUGCCAGUAGUGAUUCAGAGAAGUUUGAAGUGAUACAAGCUGGAAUAGAGACACUGAGCACUGAGGAGGAUUGCAUGACUGAUGUUGGUGUGCCGCUGAAACCGUCAGAAGCGGAAGGAGCAGUACAAUCCUUAUCCCAGCUAACUAUCAGAACAUCCUCCAGCUCUCUCAGUGACAGUUUCAGUUCCCAGUCAUCAUGGGAGAAAAUCUCAGUUGACCCAAACUCCCCCACAAACAGAAAACCGCAGCCAAGUAGCCUAUCAAAAGCAGGAACCAGCCAAAGCAGUAAGUCACCAGAGUCCGAUGGGAGCUUCUUCCUCUUGGAAACACUUGAUUCUGAAACCAGUGAUUCAGCUCAUGAUCCCACACACAAAAACCAUACACCUGGAUGGGAAUUCAGAGACUCAUCCAAGCCACAGCCUCUGGAGAGCCUUAAUGUUGACCCACAUAUGGACACUGAAGUUGACUCAGUAUCUGUAAAACCUGCUACCAAAAACUCCUUAGCAACCCCACACCCAAACCUUUCCCCGUUUGUCCCAGAACAAUGUGCUUCCACCGAAACCUCCACAGAGAGCUCAUUUGAGAUGCUGGAGGAGAAUCAAAGUGGACACCAACACAUUGAAGUCACUUCUAAAGAAAAAGUGAAUGUCCCUCAGAGGAAGAACCCCUUCUGCUACAGCUGCCUAAAGCACAGCACUGUAGAUGGUGUUGUCCCUGAGUCACAGUAUUUGUUGUCACAGCAUGAUUACCAAGCCCUACUGGCUGGAGUUUGCCAUGAAUGUCUGCUGAAGAGAUUGCACAGUGACAAGACACAAUUCAAACUGAAGCAACACAGAACUGCCUACAGUGCUCUUCAUUUAAAGUUCUCCAAAGCCACAGGACUGUGGACAGCCAGGGAGACCUGCGUUUACAUCGGGGAGCCGAUGGGGAUGCAAGGCAAGCAGAGAACAGCAAUAUGGGUACAGUUUUUACACCAGGAGGAAAGGUUAAGCAGUUAUGUGGGGAAAGACUACUUGAAGCCAAAGGAGAUCCAGUUUCAUCUGAAAGAUGUGGAGAGACAGAUGACAGCCCAGUACUAUGUGACUGAAUUUAAUAAGAGUCUUUACGACAAGGAAGUCAUGGCUCAGAUCUUCUUCAUUCCCUCGGAAGCACUAUUGAUUUUGAAUGGAAAUGAGAUUGUGGGCUGUGUAACAGUGGAGCCCUACAUGCUGGGAGACUUUGUCAAACUGACCAACAACACUGGAAAGAAGGACAAGAGUUUCCAGGCUACAGAAUAUGGCCUUGCCUUUGGACACUUUACCUACCUGUUCUCUGACUGCCAGGAAGUUGUUGUAGACCUGCAAGGGUGGGUGACAGCCAAUGGCAAAGGGCUGACCUACCUCACUGACCCCCAGAUUCACUCCACCAUGACCCCUCAAGGCCCCUCCAACUUUGCUGCCAGAGGCCUCAGGUACUUCUUAGAAGAGCAACAUGGACCAGAGUGCAAUGGCAUUUGCCAGCUGCUCAAACUACCUCCAGUGGUCAGACAGCCACAUGUACUGCCUCAGAAACUUUGAGAAGUUGCAGUUGUUGAGUGUUUGUGUAUGGGUGUUUGUAUUUCGAAAUUAAGUGGGAAAUUAAUAUGUUUUUAGAUUAUAAAAUAUGAGUAAAAUGCUGUUGAUGCAAGUUUCUGAAAUUUAGAGGUUUACAUAAUUUUGAUAAAGUGACCCCAGUUACAAUCAAUGUACUGUAUUUUUCUGUGUUUGUUUUUUUUUAUCUACAACUGAUAUAAAUUAAGUAUUUUCAGCUAUUCUGGUAACCUUAGACACAGCAGGGGUGUAUAGAUACCUUUCAUGUAAACAGAAGUAGAAUAUUUGCUUGUUGUAAUAGUCAUGGAAGUGAGAGGUGUGAGGUUUUAUAAAAUAUAAUAUAAAAUUAUAACCAUAGUUUAACCUGUGGUGCUAAAUGUUUAAACCAUAAACUUGGAUGUCAUUUAAAUUAUUGGCAUAUCUGGUGUUAGACAGGUGAUUAUUUCUCCACACUCACUGUCUCUUCAGUAUGCGACUAGCUUGCUGUCUAACUGGAUUGACAAUGCAGGAAUCACCUGCCACUGUGACAAAUAAUGUUGAGUGUAAAACCUAUCACAAUGGAGAAUGAUUGAGUCAGAAUAGGGAAAUAUGCCCAGAUUAAUGUAGCCAGUGCUUUACUUACUGAUGAUAAUAAAGGAGAAAAUGUGUUGUCCCCUGGUUAUACAAACAAACUGCAUGAUUGCAGGUUUCCUAAAGUGUAUGACCUCAACUUUUACUAUGUAAGUCAAUUGCAACAUUGAAGUGAAGUGUAAAUAUUGAAUCACAGGGAGAUUAUUUUUUUAUUGUGAAUGUAUACAGUAAAUGCUGUUGUUAAAUAAAGUUUAUAUGUGCUCAAUAGAGUAAAUCAAUAAGGCAA
Messenger RNA from Siniperca chuatsi (mandarin fish), 4777 nucleotides. It is a transcript of the gene alpk1, whose product is annotated as alpha-kinase 1. Gene Ontology annotation, biological process: protein phosphorylation. Lineage: Eukaryota; Metazoa; Chordata; Actinopteri; Centrarchiformes; Sinipercidae. Gene Ontology annotation, molecular function: protein serine/threonine kinase activity; ATP binding. Bases 451 to 3909 code for a protein of 1152 amino acids. The transcript is spliced from 14 exons. The record is from RefSeq and is a predicted model, not a curated record.